AAUCUCUGUCAAUAGUCGUAAAAAAUAGAGCCUGGCAGUGCUGAGCUCACAUGCAUUUCGUCUUGAUGUCGAUAUUACAACGUCGGAGUCGGAAUCCAAUCAUGAGCCCGUCCGAACUUGUUGCGCUGUUGCUGCUGCCUGCUGAGUGCUGGCCGACUGAUGUGGUGGUUCUACCGCAAGGGGCCCUCGGGCUUCGCCGGCGCCUCCACGGCCGAGGAGGUCACCGCCGGCAUCGACGGCCGCGGCUUGGUCGCCGUCAUCACAGGUGCGUCGAGAGGAAUCGGGCGGGAGACGGCGCGCGUGCUGGCGCUGCGGGGCGUGCGCGUCGUCAUGGCCGUCCGCGACGUCUCCGCGGGGGUCAGGGCCAAGGAGGCCAUCCAGGCCGAGAUCCGCGGCGGCGCGGAGCUGGACGUGCUGGAGCUGGACCUUAGCUCCAUGGCUUCCGUCAGGAGAUUCGCCGCAGAGUUCGCCUCCCUCAGCCUGCCCCUCAACAUCCUUAUCAACAACGCUGGAGUCAUGGCGAGGGACUGCACCCGUUCCCCCGACGGCCUAGAGCUGCACUUCGCCACGAACCACAUCGGGCAUUUCCUUCUGACAAACCUGCUGCUGGAGAACAUGAAGAGCGCGUGCCGGGACAGCGGCGUGGAAGGAAGGAUCGUUAACGUGUCAUCUUCCGGGCAUAUCAUGACCUACCCCGAAGGGAUAUGCUUCGACAAAGUGCAUGAUCCUUCAGGGUUCAACAGCCUCAUUGCUUAUGGCCAGUCCAAGCUUGCAAACAUUCUCCACAUGAAUGAGCUGUCCCGGAUUCUCAAGGAUGAAGGGGUCAACAUUUCAGCUAACACGGUCCAUCCGGGCGUCAUCGUGACAAGCCUUUUCAGAAACAGGACCAUUGUGAGCGCUCUCAUGAACACCGUUGGAAGAAUCAUAAGCAGAAGCGUCCAACAGGGUGCUGCAACGACAUGUUAUGUGGCGAUGCACCCUCAAGUCCAGGGGAUAACUGGUACUCCCUCUAUAAACUAAUAUAAGAGCAUUUAGAUUACUACUUUAGUAUUCUAAACGCUCUUAUAUUAGUUUACGGAGGGAGUAAAUACUUCGGCAAUUGUAAUAUAGCCAACACAAGCUCGCAAGCUGUAGAUGCAGAAUUGGCCAAGAAGUUGUCGAACUUCAGCUUGCAGAUAGUGUCUUCUUGAUGUGCCGGUUUCAGAUCAAAUGAUUGUUCGGUAUACGCUCUCAUGUCUGCUACUUUUAUGUUCGACUGCUUAGACCAAGACGACAGAAGCAUAAGACUUCAAAGUGAUGGUUGGUAUAUCAGAGUGCAGUUGUGUCGUGCCGCCGUGGUGCUUAUACGGUCACACGUAAGUAGUGAAGAUUAGAUCAUGAGAGUUAAUGUCUUGCUUCACUGUCUAUGAAAAGUUUGGGCACGUCUAUUGUCUGUUGUAAUUAUCAAUUUCUGUUGGUAUUAUUUUUGGUCUGGAAGUCUUCACAAAUUUCGCCG
Messenger RNA from Triticum dicoccoides, 1495 nucleotides. RefSeq names its product short-chain dehydrogenase TIC 32, chloroplastic-like. The record is from RefSeq and is a predicted model, not a curated record. NCBI's taxonomy places the organism in Eukaryota, Viridiplantae, Streptophyta, Magnoliopsida, Poales, Poaceae. The transcript is spliced from 8 exons. The coding region runs from base 160 to 1020 and encodes 286 amino acids.